CGGAAGUUAAAUAGAUAACCAUUCAAAUCUCUGAGGUGCGUCCACCUGAAAAAAAAACAAUCCGACGAUUUAUGUUCAGUAUUUUAUACCCUGCAUUUAGAGAUAAAGAGAGUCUAGCAAAUGCUUCAGAGACGUCUGUCUCCUGCUGCGCUUAGGGCAAACUGUUUUUAAAGAUCCAGCGUUGAAACCGAACAUUUGGGAUUUUUAAAGAAGGUAACUUAGCUAGCCAGUUACACCAACCCUGAAAAUGAAUUUAUCACAAAGUAAAGAUAUAGUUUCACUUCUACAAAACGAAGACGACGCAGCUGUAAUCGAGACAGCUGUCAGAACGGCGGUUUUGUCGAUUUUGAAGGUUUUUUUCGACAUGAACAAUAAGAGAACACGAUCGUAUCAGGUGAAGUUAGCUGACAUGGAAAAGGAGAAUACAGCACUUAGACUCGAAUUAAAGGCAGCUGAACAAGAGCUUCAAACAUUACGGCAGUUUACUUCUUCCAGUGAUAGUUACAAGAUUUCAGCUGAUGUAAUCUUCUCGCCAGAAUUUGACAACAAUUUCACCACAGAUGUGGACAGAGAAGAAGCAGCGACUUCCCAAAAUGUCUCCGGAAAUGAUACCCUCCUUCAAACCUCAGACAACAGGUCUUUAAAGGAAGAACCAUCCUACGACGACACAUUGUAUAUAAAAAAUGAACUACAAGAAGAGAGCUCUCCAGCAGACUGCGAUUAUCAUGUUAUACCAUAUUUGGGCUGGACAACCAGCGGUCAAACACAGCAACCUGCUGUGCCUAUCCAGAGAUGUGGGGCAUGCCACAGCAGCAACCACUCGGUUCAGGAAGAUGAUGCAUCUGUACCAAGUCUGGAGAAAAAGAGGUUGUCAAGCAGGGAGAGAGUGCGGCGCUAUAGAGCAAGGAUCCGUGCUGACCCAGAGAAGUAUUUGGCCUGGAAGGAAAAGGACCGCUUGAGGUAUCGUCGCAGGAGUAAGAGCAUUCAGGAGCUGUCUGAGCCCAUGAAGAAGCUGAAGAGGAAGGCCUGGAGAGAGGCCACGAGGCGACACCGCGCCAGAAAACUAGCUCAGGCCAAUUUCACUCCGCCACACGCCACCCAGACAGCCAACUUAUGACCAAGACACUGUCAAGUAGUUGUUGUUUGCAUCCUGUUGGCCGUAAGUGCACUAACUCAUAUACUUGUGGGUAUAUAUAAACUAGUAUGCAUUUACACUGUGAUUGGGUUUUAAGAAGGAUUCAUACUUGGCUUAAUUAUUUGGAUUGUUAUUGUUCAUCUUGUGCUCUGGAAACAUGCUGUGGUUCAAUCUAAGUAAAAUUAAAAAAAAAAAACCUUUUAAUUACUUGAUCCAAAUCUAGACAUACAUAAAUGAAAGACUGGUAAAAGGAUUCGCUGGGCUAACCAUGUGUUAAACCUAUGUACAAAGACUGUUAGUAUUAUGUUGACAUUUUGUUCAUUUUCUGUAACAUUAUUUUGUAAUUCAUGUUAGAUUUGCAAUGGGUAAUUUAAACCAACCUGGCAAGUAAGAUUUGCCUCAGAUCUCGGUGUUUCAAAAUAGACCAAACCAGUGUAGUGAUUUAAUGAACAUUCUUUACAACGCCUGAAAUAAAGAUGAAAUACACACCUUAAUACACUUCUCUGGAAUAUCUGAAUAAUACCAGUUUACUGUGGGACACAAUUGCAUAUUAAAGCCUUUUCAGUAUCUGUAUUGCAGAAUGUUACUUAAAAAGUGUUCUAAGCUUUUUUUAAUCUAGGCAGUAAAUGUUUUUGUGUCACAAGGAAAAGCAGUUACAUGGUGAAUUUUUCAUUUCUUUUGAUGGAGUGCUUUUUGAUUUUUAUUACUGACAAGGUUAGCCCAUGCUGUUUGAUAUUGAAGGUGGGGUUCUGGUCUGCCCAUCUGUAGGUUUCAAUUGUAUUUCAGUCUGUUUUUUGUGCUUAAAAUGCGCCCUUUUUAAAAUUCAAACCUUGAGAAGAGGUUUGGUAACCAAAUGAUGAUAUUAAUAACUUGCUAGAAAAUGCACAAAGUUACCUUUUAUUUCCUUAAUUGUUUCAUUGUACUAAUGUUUAUUCAUGCAGAUAAAUGUAGAUUUUUAUGGUUAUCAAGUAUACAAAUGAAAAUAUGAAAACUCUUGUGUAGGGUGACAAGGCUAUUACACAAAUUGUCAUCUUUAUGUUUUUCACUUAAAUAUAGUUAAGUAAUACUUGAAGACAAAAAAUUUUUUCUCACGUGUGCACCUGUAAAAGAAUAGAAUGUGACAAAAACAGAUAGAAAAUAGUGAUGUGGGAGAUUUUUAUAGUUCUUUGCUGGUGUUCCAGGCUGGACAGGAUGUGGGACCAAAUGGAUUUCGUCAGUAAAAUUUUAUUUCUUUUUUUUUGCUAUAUAGAAAACAAAGACGAUAAUCUCAAAACAUUUUUAUUUAUGUAACUAAAGGCAUUACUGGUCAAAAGUGUAUCAAUGUGCAUCUGUUGACCAUGAAUACAGUAUAGCCAAAAGUAUUUAGACAACACUUCGAAUUGUUGAGUUCUGGUGUUUCAGCCACUCUUAUUUUAUAUGUUAACAGGUGUACAAAGUCUAGGACUGUCUCCUUAUACAAGUACUGAUUUUAGAAUAGGUUGUACUGAAGAGGUCAGUGACUUUUAAAUUGACACUGUCAUAGGAUGCCACCUUUGCCACAAAUCAUUUCAUGAAAUGUUUGCUCUGCUAGAUCUGCUCUAGUAAACUGUAAGUGCUAUGACUGAAAUAAAUGCUCAAUAACA
Electrophorus electricus (electric eel) is the source of this 2757-nucleotide messenger RNA. RefSeq lists its product as uncharacterized. Lineage: Eukaryota; Metazoa; Chordata; Actinopteri; Gymnotiformes; Gymnotidae. The record is from RefSeq and is a predicted model, not a curated record.